AGCAGGUAUAAAGAUUUCAGAGCCUAUCUAGAGGCAGUUUAAUGUUGGAAGACAUUUGUAGAUUGUGCAUGUUACAUUGAGGUUAAAAUACUUCUGUUGUUGCACUGUGGACACUAAGGCUAUGAAAGUGACAACACAUCUAUGUUAUAUCAUUUAGGGAGUAUAGAUUUAUAUUUAAGUCAAAUACAUGUGCUCUAUAUUACUUAUUGAAAGUUUGUAAACAAAAUGGCGACACAGUCUGAUAGAGUUUUCUUCUUCGGUUGUGUAUCAUGCAAGAAAAACAAGAAUAUCGAAGAAUAUGCAGUGUAUUACUGUGAAAAUGUCAACAGUGUUUUUGUAGACAGUGCUGUGAGCUACAUCAUGACUAUUUGUUUAGUGAACAUGAAAAGUACGACCGACUAAAUAUGAGGAACUGGCCAGUCUCAAAGGAGUUGGAGGCUGUUAUACUUAUGUGUAAAAUACACACUGAUAAAAAACUAGAGACGUUCUGCAAAGAUCACAGCCAGCUGUGCUGCUCAAAAUGUGUUUCCUUAAGUCACAGAAAAUGCAAAAAAGUAACACUUAACUCAGCCAAGAAGCAGGCAGCAGAAGUACAAGAACUGUUUGAGAAGCUCCUGAUCAAUAUGAGAAAACUGAGGAAACUGCAGAGUUGCUGUGAGUCUGGAAUCCAGGAUCUGAAGAGUUCAUACCAGGGGCAAGAACUCAUGGUACACAAAAUGAACGACAAAAUUAAAUCCACUAUGGCCAAAAUUGUGAGGAGAACUUUAAAGAAAAUACCUAAAGUUGAGCAAAACAAAAUCCAUGAAUUAAUGCAUUCCACUUUGUUUCAUAUAGAAAAUAUUACUUUAAAUGAUGCAAAAAUUACACUAUCAAGUCUUGAAGAUUCUCUCAAGACUGGCGUUGAAACCUGCAUCCGUCAUCAUCAUGAAUUAAAAGCACUCCAUGAACUCCUUCUAUACAGCAGUGACAACAACAACAAGAAACUCUGUAUUAUAGCUAGUCGAAAAUGCAUUGACAAAAUACAACAAGUUGAAUCAUACCUGGAUGAGAACAGUGUUAAACUUGAAUGUUCGUUAUUACAACAGACUAUACAAGGCACUGAGCAGUACAUUGUCAGAUUGUCAGGUCUGGGGAGGCUGAAAGAGAGUAUGAAAGCUCACACUGACAUUGAACAGUACUUGUCUAAACUGUCAGGUCUUGUGAGAGUUGUAGGUCCUAACUAUAUGUUUACUGUCCAGGGAAAGUCUGAGCACACUGUGAGAAUACCAAGUGAUUCAGAAUCAUGCUCUAUCACAGCCAUCUGUGUUCUCCCAGAUGGGCAAGUGCUUCUUGCAGACAGAAAUAAUAAGAAGGUCAAGCUGCUGAACCAGCAGUACCAUGCGGUGAGCCACUUGGAUGUGAGGGCUGAGUCACAGGACAUUUGUCAGAUCACACCCAGUGAGGUUGCAGUGGCUGUGACUUAUAGAAACAUACAUGAGGUUCAGUUUAUCACAGUCAUCCAGGGCCAGCUCACUCUUGGUAGGAAGCUUAAGUUACAACAUGGAUGUUCAGGUAUUGCCUGCCAUCAGGGAGAACUGUUUAUCUGCUCUGGUACUGCUCUGUACAAGUACACACUAUAUGGCAAACAGCUCUGCAGACUCUAUGAAGAUAGGUCAUCUGAUUAUACAGUAGACAAGUGUGCUGUGAGUCCCACAGGAGACAGGCUGUACAUCACCAGCGGCUGGCUGCAGCACAAGCUUCUCACCCUGGCCAGGGAUGGCACACUCCUGGCUACAUACACAGACCCAGCACUAGAGGGCCCAUCUGGUCUACAUGUGACCCCUGCAGGCCAGGUGCUGGUCUGUGGAUACCAUUCCGACACUGUACAACAGUUGGGCUGGGAGGGAGAGAGUAAGCUGGCUACGCUGGCUACUAAGGAGGAUGGAGUGUGGGGGCCAGAGUCAGUCUGCUACAGCAGCACCACAUCCUCCAUCAUUGUGGGACUGUUGAAGGACGACACCAUCCUGGUGUUCAGAGUGGAAUAGUGUGUACAUUGGCUGCUGAGUCAGGGCAACAAUGAUGAGGAUGUGGUGGACAAGAAUGGCCUGAGUACGCAGAAGCAACUGCUCAGCACAGAAGAUGACUGUCUGACAAAAGGCUCAGCCGUAUCACAGUCCAGUGAUGCGUAUGAUGGGUAUGAUGCGGUCGUUCCAUGUCUUAAGAUCGCAUCAUGAAAGACAUUUUCACUGACACUUGGAAGGGAGAGAACUGAAGAUCUGCAACAGCAGUGAGCAUGAGCAUUGUUAUUGAGUUGACCAGGACGGCACCAGUCGGACCCCCAGGAGCCUACAUCCAGGACAACCCUUCCCCUUGCCUGAUCCCUAGCUCCUCCUCUUUGACCUCCUGCUUCAAAGCUUCAUUGAACAAUACCAUUCUGCUGGAAUGUCUGAGCAUGUUGAGUUUUUACAAGCUGUUUUCAACAACUGCAAUGUCCUUGUUGAUUGAUCCACACUGGUGCCUGAGUAGU
This is a messenger RNA of Dreissena polymorpha, 2506 nucleotides long. RefSeq lists its product as uncharacterized. NCBI's taxonomy places the organism in Eukaryota, Metazoa, Mollusca, Bivalvia, Myida, Dreissenidae. The record is from RefSeq and is a predicted model, not a curated record. Gene Ontology annotation, molecular function: zinc ion binding. Bases 405 to 2024 code for a protein of 539 amino acids. The transcript is spliced from 6 exons.